UCAAAUAUUAAUAGUACACAAAUCAAUACAAUAAAAUAAAAAAAAUCAAAUAAAAAAGUUGAAUACAAAUUAAUGUUAUUAAAUGAGAAACAUUGAAGUAAGAGGGAAAUCAAAUAAAAAAGUUUAAUAAAAAUUAAUGUUAUUAAAUGAGAAUAUUUGAAGUAAGAGGGAAAUGAGUUUAAUUUGGUUAUAAAAGAAUAAAACUUAUAUCAAAUAAGAUUUGAGUUUGAGACCUCUCAUUUAUUGAGCAACAUACUCACCAUAUAAACCACUUUCAUUUCUUGAUUACAUUUUGAAAGUCCUGCUUCUAUACAUAUUUGUUUAUUUAUCGAUUUUUCAAACACCCAAAUACGAGAAAUAUAUUGUCAUCUUUCGAGCCAAGGUGGGUACAGGGAACCACCCAAUUGCACUCUGGCUUCGCCCCUGGCUGGGAGGCAUUGGCCGGGUGGCGGGCGGGUUGUGCGCGGGUGACCUGCUCAACCAUAACAAAAAGAACAAAGUCGUUAGCGCGAGAGAGUGGAUAGUAGAGACGCUGACAGAAAAUAGGGCUACUUCUGGAGAUUGAAUCUCAAAACCAAUCUUUCAAAUCUCGACUUCCCUCUUCUUCUCUUUAUUUUUUACUCUGAUUCUUAUGCGCAAAUCACCUCUCUUUCCUCCGUUGAAUUAUUUUUCUUAGUUUCCUACACCCGAUAAUCAUCUCCAUCCGUAGAAAACUUCUUCAUAAUAGAAUUUCUAUCAAAUUUCAGAACUAAUUUGACAUUUUUUCCCCUAUUCCAACUUGUUUCCGCCCGAUAACCCUCCACCAAUUAUCUUGCCACUUGAAGUGAAUCUCAAAUUUGGAGGGUGAAUGGAUUAUUAUUUUACAUAUUGACAUUACACACAGGGAUUUGAAAUAUAAAUGGAUCAUGUCAAGUUGACUCGUUUAUAUUAUAUACAUGGCGCUCCAUCUCCCGAGAAGUUUCUACACUGAGGAUAGGAGUAAUUCCCCGUUGCUUCCAUCUCCUUGACUUCUGGGUGUCAGGGAUCGUGGUGUUGUGUGCAGCUCGGUGCCUUGUUUCUUCUGAUUUUCGCCCCAAUUUUGUUUUGGGUUUUUGUCGCCCUUGUUCUUUGUUGGUUGCUGGCGCCUUUUCUUCUGUUUCUUUUUCCUGUUUCUUCUGUUGUAUCCUUCUUCGCUUUCCUCUUGUAAGCUUAACUUAUUUCACCCUAAUAAAAAGAAAAAUAUUAUAUACAUGGCGCUGUGGUUGAACCCGCAAAUUCACCCGCAUUAGUCGCCAUCCACCCGACCCAACCCAAAACUAAAUAUGGUUAAGUGUGAAUUAAAAAUUGUCAAUCAGUUUAACUUCGAGUUGGUGCAUAUUAUGGUUAAAAUUCACCCGACCCACCCAUUGUCUACCCAACACUGGAAGGCGAGGGAGAUGACCCAAGAAAGAACAUUUUAUUGCCGAAUCGGUCCCCUAAAGCCCGUAUGAGUGUGUUCCAUUCGAGUGCGAGUCCGCGAGCCCAUAAAAAAACAGAGACCGGCCUAGUAAACCUCUUGGCCCAAUUUUCACGCGGGGACUGAUAUGUUGCAAUAUAAAACUUAAAAGGCCCAAAACCUUUUGCCAUCUCCACCUCUCGAAAGUCGAAAGUCGGGACCAAGUAGAACGGAACGAAGGGUUGCAACUUGGAACAAGCGGAACAGCUCCGCUAGGGUUUUCUUCUCUAUUUGCAUCUGCGAUUUCCUCAUCUCGCUCGGUAAUUCUCCCGAAAACUUGCUUGCGCUUUGCUGGCUCGCGAAGUUUUUGCAUCUUCCAUUCCGUAGCGCUUCAAGUUUUUCCGCGCAGUUGUUUUCUUUGAUCUGUUUUCCGCGUCGCCCUUCUGGGGGUUUGUCGAAAGGUGAAAUCUUUCGUGGGGAAGUUAGGAUCUUGUAGCUUCCCGUGAGGUUCAGGGGGCUGCUGUCUUCUGGGAAGAGUUUUCUGGAUGUGUGUUUGUGUUGUUGGUUUGUAGAUGUUGGGGUUCUGGGAUCUUCAGUUGCAGGUUUGUUUAACGGUUCGUUUUUUUCUUGUGUUGCAGAUUUCAUUGACGCAAUGUCUCGCGUUUACAUUGGUAAUUUGGACCCGCGGGUUAGUGAGCGUGAACUUGAGGACGAGUUCCGGAAAUUUGGCGUGAUCAGAAGUGUUUGGGUUGCCCGGCGUCCUCCAGGUUAUGCCUUUAUUGAAUUUGAUGACAAAAGGGAUGCUCAGGAUGCUAUUCAUGAGCUUGAUGGUAAAAAUGGCUGGAGAGUUGAGAUGUCCCACAACUCGAGAGGUGGUGGUGGUAGAGGUGGAGGUGAAGGUGGUAGAGGUGGAGGUGGUCGGUUUGGAGGUUCUGAUUUGAAGUGUUACGAGUGUGGAGAGCCAGGUCAUUUUGCACGCGAAUGCCGCUCGCGUGGUGGUUCAGGAAGAAGACGAAGCCCCAGUCCUAGAUACAGAAGGAGUCCCGUUUAUGGCCGAAGUCCUCGUGGUGGAAGAUCUCCCAGACGCCGUAGUGUUUCGCCCCGCCAACGCAGCUUCAGCAGGUCACCACCACCAUACCGUGGGCGUGAAGAGGCACCAGCCUAUGCCAAUGGCAAUGGUCUGAGGGACAGGCGCCGGAGCAGGAGUUAGAUAUCUUAAUAUCAAUAUCACAGCUUCUUUGAAGCUAGUUGGGUUAGACGUGUUUAUUGUGUUUGCGCUUCAUUACUACUGUGUUGGGGCUCUGCUUCUCAGACCUGGAUAAGUUUCCUUCCAACUUAUGUGUAUGUUUAACUCGUUUUAUUUGUUGAGCUGGAUUGUUCCUACUAGUGGUGCUAAAGACUUAUGAUUUUCCUUUCUGUUGAGGUUUCAUCUGCGCCUGCUUCAAAUCUUCGGUUGGUUUUGUGCUUCUUCAAUACCGGUUUCUUUCUCUGCUGCCCAUCUUCCGUUGGUUUUGUGCUUCUUCACUUCCGGUUUCAUUCUCUGCUGCCCCUGCAUUUGCGACCUUCAAUUUUCAUUCGGUGGGGUCCCUACUGCAUAUCUAGAUGCUUCUGCUUGAUUGAACUCUCCCGGCCAUGGUCUAGUUCUGUUUGAUUGAAAUCUCCUGCCUAUGAUGGUCCGCCCUCAAAUUCUAUCGGCAUUUCAUGUGUUUAACGUAAAAGUGGGCCUCCUUCAAACUCUUCUGGCAGGUACUUAUAUUUGUUCCCCGAAUUUGAAAGUUUAGAAGUAUCCAAGUUGAUGGUUUUAAGAUAUCAUAAAUAAGAUAAUCAAUUUGAGUUUUAUAUUUCGGACUGCUUUAAGUCCUUUUAAAACAAUUGCUCUUCUGUGUCUUUGUUCACUAAGGUUUUAGCUUGAUGAAGUCGACGAAGUCUUUGCUUCUACUAUCAUACAGCUUUGUUGGUCCCUCCAAGGGUUUCUGCAUUAAGAGACUGUAUGAUACACAAGUUUAUGUGUCUGCUAUUUAAAAUUAUGUCCCAAGUGCUGACAGUUCCAAGUUUGUCCUCCGUGUUGAAGUGGCUCUUCACUCAUCAUGUCCUGGGGACUUUGAACUGCAUCAUCUAAGGGAACAAACUCCUCUGGGAAUCUACUGUAUCCUUUGCUGAUUCGAGAGGCUAUUUUUCUUCAAGCGGCUCAGCCAUCCAAGCCUCACUGGAGCCUUGGUUUGUUCAUAUCUAAAGGAACAAAUUUCAACUGAGAAUCUACUGUGUCCUUGUUUGAUUGGAGAGGAUAUGAACAAACCAAUGGCAACUGAGAAUCCACUGCUCGAAUUGGCAAUUUUGUUCAUAUCUUCAAGGUGCUCAGCAAUCCAUGGCUCCCUUCAGCCUUGCUUGCUUCUUGGUUUUAUAGCCUCUGUUUCAUUCGAAAAGGAUACCGAUACUCCACCCGUUGCAGGUAAAUCGUUUGUGGGAUUGUGGUACUCAGUUUAUCUACGUAGUUAUGUCAUAUCGUCUGCCGACAGUAGUGAUGUGCGGGGAAGAUGAUGAUGCUAUGCACCUUGGUCUUUAGGUGGACUUCUCUCGUCUCUGAAAGUUGAUGAUUGAGUGGUUAACCUUGUGCUAUUUGGUACAUGCCUUGACCUGAUUGUAGUGUAGGAAUUUCCGGAUUGUAAGAUGUCGGCUUCCAUUUUUCCGAGGUUUCUGUGGAUCUGUAGAUCAAGACAGUUUGAUUAGUGUCAGCAGUUGAUGCACUCAUUCGGUUUCGCCUUCGGUGUCACCUUGCACUAGUAUUCUCGGCAACCUCUGUAAUCUAUUUCAUUACCUUUACUUUUGCUUCACCUUUUUCAUAUUACACCCAUUGUCCACGGGCAUAACAUUACCAGGCCGCAGCGAAUUGCAAUGUUGAUACCAAUGUUCAUUUUAUCAGGAGUAGGCACUAAAUCCAACUUAGGUAUCUGCUCACAUCCUUCGCUUCACGAAACCGAUAUUGAAGCUCCUGUAUCACUGAUUCAACCUAUCCUGCUCGCAGCAAACCUCCCCCUUCCUGUUCGCGACAUCUGAAGCUAACCACGCCGUAAAAUGAUGGGGUAGAGUGGAAAAAGGACCUAGUUUUCACCGUGUUGAGAUAUUGUCCAACUGCAGCUGCUCAACCCAUCAAUUAUCGAGAGAAUUAGAAGGGGGAAGAUUUCAUGUUUGGUUUCCAGUUAUCAGAAUGGACUUUGGAUUCUCAUUUUUAGCUUCUUCAAUGAGCAGCAAGGAAGAUGGGACGGCAGUGACCAAGUUCCACGGGAACAGUCCAAAUCCAUUAAAAGAGAGUUUUGACGACAGACGCUAUGUGAACUGCCCAAGAGAAAUGUAAAAAACAAAAGUCGAGGACUUGCUCUGUGAAUGACACCCUCAUUCAUCCAAAACCUUGUCAAAGAAAAGCUCUGUUGUUACAGCUUUACUGGUUAAAUCACACACCGACGAUCAAAUCGGUAAAAUUCUACCCAAUCAUUCACAGGAAAUUUGUAAUGUGAUUAACCAUCUUCUUGUCCCAUAUCGUUUAUAAGAAACAAACCAAACAGUUGCAUAUGAAGUCAUUAAUGGCUGGCCAAACAGUUGGAGGCCUGCCUUCAAUUUUCAUUUGGUCCACCACUACCACCAAAUGCCCACAUUCGGGUGAGUGAUCCAAUGGCAUCCAUCCUCACACACACACACACACACACGAUGGGAAGUCGGCCAAAUAGUACUACUUAAUUUCGUCGAAUAUUGUGUUUCCGUACUUGGAUAUCACAUAUAUGGUUUUGUGGUCGAACAAAGGCAUUUGUAGAAUGUAGAAAAGUGUUUCCUAGUCUCGUAUUAAAAAAAAUGGGUGACG
Molecule: messenger RNA, 5267 nt
Organism: Linum trigynum
Lineage: Eukaryota; Viridiplantae; Streptophyta; Magnoliopsida; Malpighiales; Linaceae
Source: the annotation of a GenBank genome assembly